Molecule: messenger RNA, 1419 nt
Organism: Salvelinus sp. IW2-2015
Lineage: Eukaryota; Metazoa; Chordata; Actinopteri; Salmoniformes; Salmonidae
Exons: 1
Coding region: 1-1419 (472 amino acids)
Source: RefSeq, a predicted model, not a curated record
AUGUCUCCACCUAUCAUCACCAGACCCCCAGCCAACCCUCCAUGCCCAAACACACACCAGCCCAUGUCGUCCAACCUCAUCCACCUAACCCCAACCCAAACACCAGCCCCAUGUCUUAAAACCUCAUCCACCUACCCCCAGCCACCCCCACCCCAAACACCCACCCCAUGCUGUGUUCAAACCUCAUCCACCUACCCCCAACCCAAACACCAGCCCCAUGUCUCAACCUCAUCCACCUACCCCCAGCCCAAACACCAGCCCCAUGUCCCAACCUCAUCCACCCUACCCCAACCACCCCCACCCCCAGCAUGUCCCAACCUCAUCACCUACCCCCAGCCCAAAACCGCCCCAUGUCUCAACCUCAUCCACCUACCACCACCCCCAGCCCAAACACCGCCCCAUGUCUCAACCUCACAUCCACCAUACCCCCAGCGCACCCCAAACACCAGCCCCAUGUACUCAACCUCAUCCACCUUACCCCCAACCAAAACACCAGCCCCGAUUUCUCCCCACGCACAAGCAUGCAUCCACCUACCCCAGCCCAAACACCCAGCCCCAUGUUCAACCCCCAUCCACCUACCCCCAGCCCAAACACAGCGCCCCAUGUCCAACCUCAUCCACCUACCCCCAGCCCAAACAACCAGCUCCAGACCUUCCCUCCUCCAUACCUCCCCCAGACCCCAAACACCAGCCCAUGUCUCAACCUCAUCCACCUACCCCCAACCCCCAACCCAAACACCCGCCCCAAUGUCCCACGCCUCAUCCACCACCCAACCCCGAACCCAAACACCCAGCCCCUUGUCCUUAAAACCUCAUCCACCUACCCCGCAGCCCCCGCCAGACCCCCAGCCCCAUUCAACCUCAUCCACCUACCCCCCCAACCAAACACCAGCCCCAUGUCCCAACCUCAAUCCACCUACCCCCAGCCCCAAACACCAGCUCCCAUGUCCCAACCUCAUCCACCUACCCCAACCCAAACACAGCCCCAUGCUCCCAACCCUCAUCCACCUAACCCCCACGCCGCCCAAACCACACCUCCAGUCCCAACCCCCCUACACCAGAUCCCACCUCUACCCCCAAAACCCAAACACCAGCCUCCAUGUCUCAACCUCAUACCUCCAGCCCAACACCGCCCUGUCUGAUCUCACCCUACCUACCACCCGCAACCCCCAAACACCAGCCCCAUGUCUCCAAACCUCAUCCACCUACCCCCAGCCCAAACACAACCAGCCCCAUGUUCUCAACCUCAUCCACCAACCCCCAGCCACCCCAGCCCAAACACCAGCCCAUGUUUCAACCCUCAUCCAACCACCCCAGCCCAAACCACCAGCCCCAUGUCUCACCUCAUCCACCUACCCCAAAACCACCAGUAAACCUACCCCUCUCCCCGAGACCACGCAACACCCCCACGCCAUGUAA